AUGGCAAUGGAAACAGCGAUUACAGUGAUGGAAGAUGAAGAACUCCAACUCAACAACAAUAAUGAAAAUCUAAAAAAUGUGGAUCGCAGACUCAUUCUUAAUAAGGUUUUGACUACCCAUCAUCAAGAUAAUUUCAAUCUCCUUUCUCAAAUCAAACACCGUCUUCAUAGGGCGGGAGUGGAAAUAGAUAAGGUUCAAGUGAGAUUUGAGAAUUUGAAAAUAGGAGCGGAUGUUCAAAAUGUAGUAACAACAUUAGGAAUUAUGAAAUCAAAAAGAUAUCCAUUGACCAUUUUGAAGAACGUCAGUGGGAUGAUCAAGCCUGGAAGGAUGAGUUUGCUGUUAGGUCCUCCAGGUUCCGGAAAAUCAACUUUGCUUCGAGCUCUUGCCGGAAAACUUGACGGAAACUUGAAGAAAAGUGGUAACAUUAGUUACAAUGGACAUAAUAUUGAUGAGUUUUGCGUCCAAAGAACAUGUGGCUACAUAAGUCAAUCCGAUAAUCUCUUAGCUGAUUUAACGGUUGGAGAAACUCUUGAUUUUGCUGCUAGAUGUCAAGCUUCAACUGAACCCUUUGCAGAAUACAUAAAACAGUUGGAUUACUUAGAAAAAGAAAUGAACAUACAACCUAAUCCGGAUAUUGAUGCAUUCAUGAAAGCAGCAUCAAUUGGUGGAAAAGAGGAGAGUAUUUUAAGUGAUUAUGUAUUGAAAAUUCUUGGUCUUGAUGUAUGCUCAGAAGUAAUAGUCGGUGAUCAUAUGGUUCGUGGAAUCUCUGGCGGUCAAAGAAAACGAGUUACCACAGGAGAAAUGGUUGUUGGUCCGAGAAAAAUUCUUUUGAUGGAUGAGAUAUCAACCGGACUUGAUAGCUCAACAACAUAUCAAAUAGUAAAAUGUAUAGGGAAUUUUGUUCGUGAAAUGGAAGCAACUGUAUUAAUGGCUCUUCUACAACCUCCUCCUGAGACAUUCGAACUAUUUGAUGAUAUUCUAUUGUUAUCUGAUGGUUAUUUGGUGUACCAAGGCCCUCGAGAAGGAGUCUUAGAUUUUUUCAACACUUUGGGUUUUCAAUUACCGCCUCGUAAGGGAAUUGCUGAUUUUUUACAAGAGGUGACAUCAAAAAAGGAUCAAGAGCAAUAUUGGGCGGAUCCAUCUCGACCGUACACUUUUGUAUGUGCUUCAGAAUUUGCUGAAGCAUUCAAAAAUUCAAAAUUAGGAAAACAUUUGAAGUUAGAGCUUAAUUGUUCAUAUGACAAAUCUCAAACACAUCCUUUAGCUUUGGCAAAAACCAAAUUUGCAGCCUCAAAAUGGGAGCUUUUUAGAGCUUGCUUUGCUAGAGAAAGACUUUUGAUUAGCCGUCAUAAAUUUCUUUACGUUUUUAGGACAUGUCAGGUGGCAUUUGUUGGAUUUGUGACAUGUACAAUGUUUUUAGGCACGAGAACACACCCAAAAGAUGAAAAUAAUGGCAACCUUUACUUAUCUUGUCUCUUCUACGGGUUAGUCCAUAUAAUAUUUAACGGCUUCUCUGAGCUACCUCUAAUGAUAUCUCGGUUGCCUGUAUUUUACAAAGAAAGAGACAAUUUGUUUUAUCCGGCAUGGGCAUGGUCCAUAAGCAGUUGGAUUUUACGUAUCCCUUAUUCUAUACUUGAAGCUGUGGUUUGGUCUUGUGUUGUGUAUUAUACGGUUGGUUUUGCUCCAAGCAUCCGAAGGUUCUUUCAAUUCAUAUUACUGCUCUUUUCGGCUCAUCAAAUGGCAUUAGGGCUAUUUUGUAUGAUGGCAUCCAUAACAAGGGAUAUGGUGGUUGCCAAUACAUUUGGUUCAGCUGCCUUAUUAAUCAUAUUUUUGCUUGGUGGAUUUAUCCUACCAAAAGCGAUGAUUAAGCCAUGGUUGUCAUGGGCUUAUUGGGUGUCUCCAUUAACUUAUGGCCAACGUGCGAUUUCUGUCAAUGAAUUUACUGCUACAAGAAAUCAACAUUAUUGUUUGGAAAUAAUGAAACUGUUGGAUACAACAUUCUUCACUCACUUAGUAUCCCUAGUAGCAACUAUUCCUAUUGGUUGGGUGUUGGUGUCUUAUUCCUUUAUGCAAUUCUUUUCAAUGUUGCCCACACUUUCGCUUUGGCUUAUCUUCGUCGUAUGUAUAUCUUUAUUUUUCAAAAUUAUUCUUCAUACAAAUUCUUUAAAAUUUUGUACCAAAUGUUUUCCUAAUUUUGUUGUCCUUCCAUUAUUUGCAGCUUUAAGAAAAGUCCAAACUAUAAUCCCUCUUGAAGAUGCCAACUUUGCUGAAGCUAAUGGUUCAGAAGAAGACAGUAAAACACCAUCGGUUGCAGCAAGGAAGAAAGAAAAAGGAAUGAUUCUUCCUUUCAAACCAUUAACAAUGACUUUUCACAAUGUUAGUUAUUUUGUUGAUACCCCAAAGGAAAUGAAAGAAAAAGCUGGAUCAUCAAUAGGAGAAAAGAAGUUGCAGUUGUUAUCAAAUGUGAGUGGUGUGUUUUGUCCUGGCGUUCUAACAGCAUUAGUUGGUGCAAGUGGAGCAGGAAAAACAACAUUAAUGGAUGUUCUAGCUGGAAGAAAAACCGGUGGUUAUAUUGAAGGUGAUAUUAGAAUUUCAGGUUAUCCCAAAGACCAAAAUAGCUUUGCUAGAAUAUCAGGAUAUGUUGAGCAAAAUGAUAUUCAUUCUCCUCAACUCACUGUGGAUGAAAGCCUCCAAUUUUCCUCCUCUCUUCGUCUUCCUAACAAAAUUACUAAACAAAAACGACAGGAGUUUGUUGAAGAAGUAAUGAGUUUGGUUGAGCUAGACACACUUAGACAUGCUUUGGUUGGCAUUCCUGGUAGCACGGGUUUAUCAACGGAACAGAGGAAACGUUUAACCAUUGCAGUUGAACUUGUUGCAAAUCCUUCCAUUAUCUUCAUGGAUGAACCUACAUCUGGACUCGAUGCACGCGCCGCUGCCAUCGUAAUGCGAGCUGUUCGGAAUACAGUUGAUACUGGAAGAACAGUUGUUUGUACUAUACAUCAACCUAGUAUCGACAUAUUUGAGGCAUUUGAUGAGCUAAUUCUUAUGAAACGGGGAGGAAAAGUUAUAUAUGGGGGAAAGCUAGGAACACAUUCGCAGUCAAUGAUCGACUAUUUUGAGGGAAUUAGUGGAGUUACUCAAAUACCAAAAUCAUACAAUCCAGCUACUUGGAUGUUAGAGGUUACAACACCAGCUUUUGAGCAAAGAAUUGGGAAAGAUUUUGCUGACAUUUACAAAAACUCAGAGCAAUAUAAGGAUGUUGAAGCUUCCAUAGAACAUUAUAGUGUUCCAGCUGAGGGUGAAGAGCCAUUAAAAUUUGAAUCAACUUACUCUCAAGAUAAAUUAUCUCAAUUCAUGAGUUGCCUUUGGAAACAAAGAACUAUGUAUUGGAGAAGUCCUCAUCAUUACAAUGCAAUGAGACUAGUUUUCACAUUGAUCGGUGCAUUAAUAUUUGGAUCAGUAUUUUGGAAUAUUGGUAUGCAAAGGAAUUCAACUCAAGAAGUGUUUGUUGUAAUAGGAGCUCUUUAUACGGCAUGUUUAUUCUUAGGAGUAAAUAAUGCCUCUUCAGUACAACCAAUUGUUUCCAUUGAAAGAACAGUAUUCUAUCGAGAGAGAGCAGCUGGAAUGUAUUCUCCAAUUGUUUAUGCACUAGCACAAGGUCUAAUGGAGAUUCCAUACAUUGGUGCACAAACCAUAAUCUUUGGAGUUACCACAUAUUUAAUGGUUAAUUUUGAAAGAAGUUUAGGGAAGUUUCUACUUUACAUCCUUUUCAUGUUCUUGACAUUCACAUACUUCACUUUUUAUGGUAUGAUGGCUGUUGGACUCACUCCUACACAACAUAUGGCAGCCAUUGUUUCUUCUGCAUUUUACUCUUUAUGGAAUCUCUUCAAUGGCUUUCUCGUCCCUAAAACGAGUAUUCCAAGAUGGUGGAUUUGGUUUUACUAUGCUUGCCCUGUUUCAUGGACACUAAGGGGAAUUAUAAGUUCACAGCUUGGUGAUGUAGAGACAAUGAUUGAAGGACCUGGUUUUGAAGGAACUGUGAAGCAAUAUUUGGAAGUAAGCUUAGGAUAUGGUGAUGGAAUGAUUGGAGUUUCAGUGGCUGUGCUUUUUGCUUUCAUCUUCCUUUUCUUCUCAGUCUUUGCAACCUCACUUAAACUCAUCAACUUUCAGAAGAGAUAGAUAACAACCUAUUCCUUUUCUUCUCAAUCAUUUUAGAACAAAUGAUUGGAUUCUUUUAGUUUUAUAUGUAUUGAUUUAAUCAGAGUUGCAAAGGAGAAUAUUAUUCUUGUAUUAUUAAUUUAUUGCUCUUUGAAAGGUUAUACAUUCUUAAAAUAAAAAUUAGUGUUAUUGUUAU
Molecule: messenger RNA, 4354 nt
Organism: Cucumis sativus (cucumber)
Lineage: Eukaryota; Viridiplantae; Streptophyta; Magnoliopsida; Cucurbitales; Cucurbitaceae
Product: ABC transporter G family member 31-like
Cellular component (GO): membrane
Molecular function (GO): ATP binding; ABC-type transporter activity; ATP hydrolysis activity
Source: RefSeq, a predicted model, not a curated record